This is a messenger RNA of Mixia osmundae IAM 14324, 183 nucleotides long. RefSeq lists its product as uncharacterized. The record is from RefSeq and is a predicted model, not a curated record. The annotation marks the transcript as partial. The transcript has a single exon. Lineage: Eukaryota; Fungi; Basidiomycota; Mixiomycetes; Mixiales; Mixiaceae.
AGCUGGUCUGGUCCCGAUACGAAGGUGCUCAAGGGCUUCUUGAUCACCACGACCGAGCAUCAUCCAGUGGUCAUCGCUAAAGCUCGGGUCCGGCAUUUGCACUCGUCGGAUCGGCCUGAUCAGAUUCCCCGUUUGGAAGUCAGACUGGGUCGGAGGGUGGGCCUCAGGCUUCACGGCUCAUAG